Mesoplodon densirostris (Blainville's beaked whale) is the source of this 1368-nucleotide messenger RNA. It is a transcript of the gene SNAPC1, whose product is annotated as small nuclear RNA activating complex polypeptide 1. Gene Ontology annotation, molecular function: sequence-specific DNA binding. Gene Ontology annotation, cellular component: snRNA-activating protein complex. Lineage: Eukaryota; Metazoa; Chordata; Mammalia; Artiodactyla; Ziphiidae. Gene Ontology annotation, biological process: snRNA transcription by RNA polymerase III; snRNA transcription by RNA polymerase II. The transcript has 10 exons. The record is from RefSeq and is a predicted model, not a curated record. Bases 62 to 1189 code for a protein of 375 amino acids.
GCCUGGUUUCCUCGGCUACCAUCGGCUGCUGGACCGCGCGUGGCGUCCCAGCUUUGCAGCUAUGGGGGCUCCUGCAGGUUUGAAGGCAGACUGCGAGGCGCUGCUCAGCCGCUUCCAGGAGAUGGACAGUGUGCGCUUCGAGGACUUCACCGACCUCUGGAGGAGUAUGAAGUUCGGGACCAUCUUCUGUGGUAGAAUGAGAAAUUUAGAAAAGAACACGUUUACAAAGGAAGCUUUGGCUUUGGCUUGGCGAUAUUUUUUACCUCCGUACACCUUCCAAAUCAGAGUUUGUGCUUUGUAUCUGCUGUAUGGAUUAUAUAACACCCAACUGUGUCAACCAAAACAAAAGAUUAGAGUUGCCGUGAAAGAUUGGGAUGAAAUUUUAAAUUUUCAGCAAGAUUUGAUAAAUGCACAACAUUUUGAUGCAGCUUAUAUUUUUAGGAAGCUACGACUAGACAGAGCAUUUCACUUUACAGCAAUGCCUACAUUGCUGUUGUACAGAAUGAAGAAAAGAAUUCAACGACCUGAAGUUACUGAAGACUUUAAGGACCCAAGUGAUCAUGUAAUGAAACUUAUCACUUCUGAUGUAUUAGAGGAAAUGCUGAAUGUUCAUGACCAUUAUCAGAGAAUGAAACAUAUGAUUUCAGCUGAUAGAUCCAAUCCAGACAAAGCCCUCAGCUUGAUAAAGGACGAUUUUUUUGACAAUAUCAAGAACAUAGUUUUGGAGCAUCAGCAGUGGCACAAAGACAGAAAGAAUCUAUCCUUAAAAUCAAAAGCUAAAGAUGGAGAAGAAAAGAGUGAAGGAAAUUCACAACAAUCAGAGAGAAGCGAAAGGGCAGAAACAUUAGCGGAAAUAAAAUCAAGGGCCUUUUCAGUUUUUGUUCAGGCAUCCAAGUCAAGAAGGCAUCGUCAGGCCAAACUUGAUUCUUCUGACUCUGAUUCUGCAUCUAGUCAAGGACAGACCAAAGCAACUAGGAAAAGAAGAAACCAAGAGAUGCUGAAACCAGCAGGAAGGAAGAUGUCUUCCAGAAACAGAGGUGACAUGCAAAAUGUACAUAAGGAAGAUAAAUCUUUAAGUCUGAGUAUGCCUGUAAUUACAGAAGAGGAAGAGGAGAGUGAAAGUUGUAGUGAAACAGAGUUCACUGCACCCAAGAGGAGAAGAAAACACAGAACAAAGAGCCUGGUAUAGAGUACUUAAUUUUGAGCUUUCUGACAGAAGAAAAGAUUUAUAUUUUGUGUAUUGAACAGGAAGACUGCCAAUAUUAAAAAUAAUUCUUCUGGGAAGCUGUAGGUAUUUCUUUGAAAUGUCAAUACUUUAAUAUAGUUCUAGAAUAAAAGUACAAAAAAUUAUAGUAUUACUCUAAAAUU